Molecule: messenger RNA, 144 nt
Organism: Aphanomyces invadans
Lineage: Eukaryota; Oomycota; Saprolegniomycetes; Saprolegniales; Verrucalvaceae
Exons: 2
Coding region: 1-144 (47 amino acids)
Source: RefSeq, a predicted model, not a curated record
AUGUGGAGUUUGCAGCUGCCGCCCAACAAGGUGGUUGAAGUAUUCGGAUUGCGUGCCAACCACCCAAGUCGCCAGAUCACAAUCAUGGAAGACCUGGUUGCUGAGGUGAAGACUGCAUAUUUGUUGCUGUCUUCGGAGACGUAA